CAUAAACUUUCAUGCAUUUCAUUAUGACAAUUAUUGACUGAAAUGACAUUGACACUAACUGAUCUCACGUCAUUAACAUUUAGUUAUUUUUGCAUAAUUUGCAUCACACAAACACACACGCGCGCGUGUAAAAUGUUUAACUGUGGUCAUCUAUUCACUUAAAUGUUUCACUGCCAUUCCUUAAAAGAAUUCCCAGGAGAGUUUGAUGUAAUCUAUGUUACAUAUGCAUGCUUAUGUCAUUUUAUGAAAUUGUUCUUUUGUGGCGCUGCGUGUCUAUAAAUAAUAUGGAAAUGUUAGCUGAAGUUAAUGUUAGUGCAGUGUUGAAUACUGAGCAGUCAUUUCUGUUGUUUUGUCCUGAGCUCAGAUGAAUCAGAUAUUUGUGAUUUUGCUGAUUUGACCUCUGCAUCAGUUUUACAUUAACACCUUCAUCACCAGCUCACAAACAUCUCUUUUUUUCUCCAACAUUGAGUUUGAUUUCUGUUUCCUCAUUUGAAUUUAUUCUCAUCAAGAAUGUCAAUGACUGGUUCUAUUUAAAUAUAAUUUGUACUGAAUUAAUAAUAAAAGUAACUUUUGAUGGAAGCAGUACACACACUGUAACAUUAAAAUGUGUUUGGGCAGGUGAAUGAUUUAGUCUUGUUAAGUGAUCAUUUAAUUUUUUAAUCACAUCAUUUGAGUUUUUAAACAAUAAUAUAUAAUAACAGGUCAUUUGGCGAUGAUGAUUGAAGAGGAAUAAAUUGAUAUUAGAUGUAUCUGCGUGUGUAAAGUGGGAGGAGCGUGAUGAUGCUGAUGGUCCUGAUGCUGCAGGUCUAUAUAAGCAUCAGAGAGCAUCAGUUUGUCCAGUGUAUGAAGAUGUCUGAUUCUCUGCUGCCCGCGUGCGUCCUCUGCAUCCUCGUGUUCUCAACGCUCUCAUCCGCAUGCUACAUUCAAAACUGUCCACGUGGAGGAAAAAGAUCUCAACCAGAUCCCAUCAGACAGUGUAUGGCGUGUGGUCCCGGGAAUAAAGGCCGAUGUUUUGGUCCCAGUAUCUGCUGUGGAUCCGGUCUGGGUUGUCUGGUGGGUUCUCCGGAGACUCUGAUCUGUAUGGAGGAGAAUUAUCUGUCCAGUCCCUGUGAGACCGGCGGGAGUUCCUGUGGAUCUGAAGGUGGACGCUGCGCUGCUCCGGGCAUCUGCUGUGAUUCAGAGAGAUGUGUGAUGGAUUCAGAGUGUAUAGAUCAGAUCAGAUAUGAUGAAUCUAAUGGCAGCGAUACACUGAAGAAGUCUUCAUCAGACCUGCUGCUGGAUCUGUUGAAGUUGAUGUCACGAGGCUAAAGAUGAAGAUCAUCGUAUACAUCAUGCUGCACGACCCAUCGCUGUUUGCUGUCUGUAAAUAUGUAGUAAAUGAAAGUUCAGAUCAA
Molecule: messenger RNA, 1394 nt
Organism: Misgurnus anguillicaudatus (oriental weatherfish)
Lineage: Eukaryota; Metazoa; Chordata; Actinopteri; Cypriniformes; Cobitidae
Gene: avp
Product: arginine vasopressin
Cellular component (GO): secretory granule; extracellular region
Molecular function (GO): neurohypophyseal hormone activity
Source: RefSeq, a predicted model, not a curated record